Molecule: messenger RNA, 312 nt
Organism: Penicillium subrubescens
Lineage: Eukaryota; Fungi; Ascomycota; Eurotiomycetes; Eurotiales; Aspergillaceae
Product: aconitase family protein
Exons: 2
Coding region: 1-312 (103 amino acids)
Source: RefSeq, a predicted model, not a curated record
AUGACUACGUUCGGUGGUGUUACUGGCAUUUUUGUACCAGAUCGAAUCACACUGAAGUUUGUGCAGAAGCGCCAUUUAGUACGACACAGGAAUUUGAACACCUAUUUCAAGCCCGACGAUGACGCAGUGUACGCUGCGAUAUAUGAGAUUGAUUUGGGAAACGUGAGGUCAUUCUUGGCUAAAUAUCCCAAGCCCGAUGCUGUUGUCCCUAUUCGGGAUUUCGAGGGAAUGAAACUAGAUGGAUGCCUUAUUGGCGGGUGUACGACUGCAGAAGAGGAUUUCAUUCUUGGUGCUCUCGUCCUAGAUCAAUAG